Molecule: messenger RNA, 1155 nt
Organism: Uranotaenia lowii
Lineage: Eukaryota; Metazoa; Arthropoda; Insecta; Diptera; Culicidae
Product: ejaculatory bulb-specific protein 3-like
Exons: 2
Coding region: 161-541 (126 amino acids)
Source: RefSeq, a predicted model, not a curated record
UUCAUAUAUAAAUCCAUGGGGGAUCUUGGUGAUAAUCACAGUUUGUCGCCUGACAGAGUUUAGUACAGACACUUAACCAGUCGCGGUACAUUUUGGUGGUUUUCCAGUCACUUUUUCUUAAGGAAUUUCUACAGAACUUCUCAAACAAACCGAUAUCGAGAUGAAACUGUUCGUCGUAGCUGCAUUCGCUCUGUUCGCCGUGGUGGCCGCCCAGGACAAAUACACCACCAAGUACGACGGCGUCGACCUGGACGAGAUCCUGAAGUCGGACCGCCUCUUCAACAACUACUACAAGUGUCUGAUGGAUCAGGGCCGUUGCACCCCGGACGGCAACGAGCUUAAGAAGGUGCUGCCCGAUGCCCUGAAGACCAACUGUGCCAAGUGCAGCGAGAAGCAGAAGUCCGGAACCGAAAAGGUGCUGAACUACCUGAUCGAUCACCGUGCCGAACAGUGGAAGAACCUGCAGGCCAAGUACGAUCCCGACAACACCUAUGUCAACAAGUACCGCACCGAUGCCAGUAAGGCUGGAAUCAAAAUCUAAGCCUCAAAUCCUGAGGGAAAAAAAACAAAAUCUUAAAAAUCUGGACUGAAAAACAUUGACUUUAGAAAGCCUCAAACAAAAAUCAUCUGAACAACCAACCUUAAGGAGCUACUAACCAAUCCAUAAGUUCCAUUCUAGUCGAUUCUGCAAACGGGCCCUGAAGAGUUUACUCAUAUUGUUCAAGAAAACAACAACACCCAGACCAGCAAAAACGGACAAUUUUAAGCCUACAAGAUUUCUCCACUUAUCUGUGAUCUACAUCAACAAUACGAAAAACACAAAAAAUACAUGACAGAGUAGCGCAAAGUCGUUGACUUGUGAUGACCCACCACAGCACAGUGUAAACAACUAUCUAGACAGCCAAAUGUGACAGUCACUAUGUCGCAUAGUAGGCUGCGGAGGAGGGCGUUACUUGUCAACUCAUUGGAACUAAAUGUUGUGUGGCAGAAUCGAAUUUCUUUCCUAUUGUUUUAUUUUAUUUUAUUUUUAAAAAAAUCGAAUUGACUACAAAUCGAUGUGGUUAGAAAGAAUGUUGUUACUUACUGUGAACGUUUUGUGCGUCAAGACAAAGACCAAGUGAGAAAUAAAUACAAUCCUAUUACUUAAUUUUAAAA